Molecule: messenger RNA, 863 nt
Organism: Penicilliopsis zonata CBS 506.65
Lineage: Eukaryota; Fungi; Ascomycota; Eurotiomycetes; Eurotiales; Aspergillaceae
Exons: 1
Coding region: 249-791 (180 amino acids)
Molecular function (GO): peroxiredoxin activity
Source: RefSeq, a predicted model, not a curated record
UCGAAAAGGAAUCGACGCCGUAUCACCCUCAGAGCGAGUGCAAGUCUUUCGCAGCGAAGGCGGGGUUGCGACGAGGAGUAAUUCGCAGCGUGCAUAUACCGAUGCAUAUCAUCCGCACUCUAAAUUAAUGACAACAACACCUAGUCAAUUGAACGGUUGGGUGAGCAGAUGAGAAUCAUAGACCCAGCAGACCUCAUAGUUAUUGACCUGUUUUCCAAAACGGAUUCCAGAAGACGAAGAAAAGAAAAAUGCGCCUCCCCUACGUACCUGAUCCUCCAGCGACCAACACCGCCGCCGAGGCCGAGACGCUGGCCCGUGUGCAAGCCCGACGGGGCGCCACGGGACUCAUCCCUCUGGAUCUGGCCCUGCUGCAUUCAUUCCCUGUAGCUGAUGGCUGGAACUCGUUCAUCGGCGCGAUCCGGACUCGCACCAGUCUGCCGGCGGAGAUUCGGGAGCUCAUCAUCUGCCGUGUUGCGGUGCUGAACGGCGCCUGGUUUGAAUGGGGGCAACACGCGCCGCUGCUGCAAGAAAGUGGUUUCGAUGAAGCGGCGCUGAGCGCCGUCCGCGAUUUGGAGACAGGCUCUGACAGCGUCUUAACCCCCGCACAACAAGCCGUGGUGGCAUAUACUGAUGCGAUGACCAAGACUGUCACCGUGCCCAAUCCUGUAUUCCAGAGAGUCCAGGAGUAUUUCUCUGAUAGGGAGACCGUCGAUAUCACCGCCACUGUCGCUGCGUACAAUUGCGUGAGCAGAUUCCUUGUGGCCCUGGACGUCGGAGAACACAAUCUUUAGAAGAGAUCAUAACAGUACAUAGAUCUUAGCUUAGCUAUUUCAACCCUUCAUCUGAAACUCGAAUUCCUUAUC